GAUGCUGGGUGUGAACCCAAGCAGCGGUUCAUGGAUGAUUUUAGUGAGUUAAUCAAUGAAGAUAACGAGGAGAUGCCGUCCCGCAUUGUGGUUCAUCAGGGCACAAUUGCGUCUUGGGAGAUCAUUCUCAAGGAUGGGUCUCUCCGUGAUUGCCUAGCGAAGGAGUACGGGAUCUUAUCUUUUGAAAUGGGGGUUGCGGGAGCGGUCACAGGCUUUCCUUGUCUGAUCAUUCGAGGAAUCUCGGACUAUUGAGACUCUCACACAAACGACCACUAACAUGGAUACGCUCCAGGGUGUAGAAGAUGCCGAGCACC
Molecule: messenger RNA, 314 nt
Organism: Talaromyces proteolyticus
Lineage: Eukaryota; Fungi; Ascomycota; Eurotiomycetes; Eurotiales; Trichocomaceae
Exons: 1
Coding region: 31-252 (73 amino acids)
Biological process (GO): nucleoside metabolic process
Molecular function (GO): catalytic activity
Source: RefSeq, a predicted model, not a curated record